AUGACAAAGGCGGAGGAGAACGUCAUCGACACAGGCGCGCAACCAGAACCCACAACGACAGCUCCCAACUGGGACAGCGACCCUGAAAAUCCUCGAAACUUCACUCUGAAGCGACGAGUAGCCUCAACCGCGGCCGUCAGCUUCUUAGCUUUCGUCAGCACGCUCGCAGGCUCGAUCUACGCACCUUCCCACGAUGUAGUCUCGGCUCAGUUCCAGGUAUCUGAUGAGGUUGGAAUUCUCCCACUCGCGCUCUUCAAUGCAGGGUUGGCAUUUGGUCCAUUGCUGGGUGCACCGCUGUGCGAGACUUUUGGACGGAAAGUGGUCUUUUUGACGACUACGCCGGUUUUUGCGUUGUUUAUUCUGGGUGCUGGUUUCUCGCAGAGUAUAUCCUCGCUGGUAAUCUGUCGGUUCUUUGCGGGCGUCUUUGCCUCUCCUGCUAUUAGUAAUGCCUCGGCGACGAUCACUGAUUAUACAGCUGGGAGGUACCGUGCUAUUUCACUUGCAUUCUACUAUUCUAUCCCCUUCUUUGGAGCUGUUUUCGGACCUUUGCUUGGAGGUCUGAUAGUUGAAAGUAAGGGCUGGCGUUGGACUCAAUGGACAACCUUGUUCUUCAUCAUCGCUUUCAUCAUCCCGGUACUCUUCACCAAGGAGACGUACAAGAAGACGAUCCUUGAACGACGGGCCAGGAGAAACGGUGUACGAAUUGCUUCACCACACAGUCAGCAGUCCGUCAUCAACUCAGCCAGGUAUUUUCUUACUACGCUGUUUCUGCGACCACUCCACAUGCUCUUUACAGAGCCGAUUGUCAGUUUGAUUUGCCUGUACAAUGGCUUCAUGUUCGGCUUAAUGUAUACUUUCGUGGUGGCCUCCCCAUGGGUCUUUGAGCACUACUAUCAAUUCUCUCGAACAGGUCAAUCACUAUCUUUUCUAGGACUCAUAGUUGGAACACUACUUGCACCACCCAUCCUCAUCACUAUCGACUUGACAAUGUACCAACCACGUCUGAAGCGCUGGCGCAUGACACAGCAACCGCACAGCGCAUCGCGUUUUCCGCCCGAGAAUAGACUCUUCCCAGCUAUCAUCGCUGCACCGAUCCUACCUGCUGCGCUACUACUGUUCGCAUGGACAUCGCGUUCAUCAAUCCAUUACGUCGUCCCGAUCAUCUUUCAAGGCAUAUCAAUCCUGGCUUCCCUGCUCAUCUACGCUUCUGCCAACCUGUUCAUGUUGGAUUCAUACGGACCACUUUAUGGUGCCUCGGCCGCUGGAGCUGCCAUGCUCAGUCGGUACAGUCUCUCCACUGCUUUCCCACUGUUUGCGCUUCGGAUGUAUCAGAGCUUAGGAGUGGGCUGGGCGACGACGAUUCUGGCUUGUUGCUCGGCGGCGAUGGCACCUAUACCGGUCUUGUUCUGGCGGUAUGGUGAAGGGUUGAGACGACGGAUGAGGUAUGAAAGUAGUGCUUGA
Lithohypha guttulata is the source of this 1461-nucleotide messenger RNA. RefSeq lists its product as uncharacterized. Gene Ontology annotation, cellular component: plasma membrane. The coding region runs from base 1 to 1461 and encodes 486 amino acids. NCBI's taxonomy places the organism in Eukaryota, Fungi, Ascomycota, Eurotiomycetes, Chaetothyriales, Trichomeriaceae. Gene Ontology annotation, molecular function: spermidine transmembrane transporter activity; spermine transmembrane transporter activity. Gene Ontology annotation, biological process: spermidine transport; transmembrane transport; spermine transport. The transcript has a single exon. The record is from RefSeq and is a predicted model, not a curated record.